CCAGGCACGAUGAAUGAAUUGGCAAGGGAAGAGGCUGCGCUAGGGCGCUGGCCAAGGCGGCUCCUCCAUGUGCCUAGCCUCACGUCCUACCAGUGGCAGCCUGGAAACAUAUAUGGCGGCAUCGCGGAGCCCGAAUAUAACGCCAUCACUUACACCUGGGGAAGGUGGAGACUACGCGACGAGAAUCCGCACGAAAGGCCCGACAUUACGGUCAUCCCCAUCGUAGGCACAACAUGGCCGAUUCCCAGAGUAGAUCCGUCGCACUUCACGGCAGUGCAGUUGGAGCAAGUUCUCAGGAAGGCUGCAGUCCUACAGCCUGCGGACCAUUUGUAUGGGCGAAGAAAGAAGCCGGUGGCGUUUGUCUGGCUGGACGUAGCGUGUAUAGAUCAACAAGCGUCAGAGCCUAGGUCAGCGGCUGAGAUUGGAAGGCAGGCGGCCAUCUUCAAGGGUGCGCAGACCGUUUGCGUCUGGCUGACAACUCAGGACAUGCAAUCAUUGCGGCGAGGGAUAGAAUCCAUGUCCACCUUUGCCGCGUCGACAUCGACGAAGUUAUCUGAGGAUGCGCGAGCCAUCGACCAUGUCAUUAGCUUCUUAGCGGACCCGUGGUUCUCGUCGCUGUGGACCCUACAAGAAGCAUUCCUUCGCCACGACGCAUUCAUCCUAGACCGGGAUGGCGAGCUCUUAGAGUACCCAGCAUCUACCGAAGUACCCGGCGAGCCUUCACUCAUUGAUAUCUUCGACUACGGCGAGCGAUGGUGCGCCGUUUGUACGGAAAGGGCAGCCAACCAUUCCCUUAGGUCCGAUAUGUACUCGAAAGCGAAAGAAACCAUCGAAAAACGUGGGCUGAAAGCGUUAGCAUCGAUGAAUGCCAUGUCGACGUAUGCGGCUGCCUUGCAACGAACAACGACCUUCCCAGAAGAUCGCAUCUAUGGUAUUCAGCAAAUCUUUGAAUUUCGCCUCGGCAAAUCUGCGCUUAAUGUGCAGUCUGGUUGUUCUUUUACCGUUGCUGAGCUUGAAGACCAGCUUGGCGAGGCGCUUAUGACGAAGUAUCCAGUGUUGAGCCAAUUUCACGUCUUCACCGAGCAUGUGCCACGCGAAAAGCGCUGGCGCGUGAAUGCAUGCUCGGCAAUACCCUCUGAUGUGAGCAGGCAAGGGCAUUCGGUAUGGGAGUCCUCGGAGGACGAUCAGCCGUGUUGCUCGUUCAGUGUUGACAGUACUGCGCAGGGGUCGAAGCGUGUCUGGUGGCAUGGCAAGCUGGCGUCUUUGCAAAGUCUACUUGAUGCAUGCAGACGUGUUGCCAAUGAAAGGUUAUUCAGCGAGCUGAGCAGGAACAAGGACAUGUUCAUGAUAGUCCCUGAUGUCGUGGACGAGCUUAUCGGAUCUCCGGGUUUUCAAGCGUCAGGCUACCGGCUGAUUCCCCCGGGGCCCGGUCAAGAGCAGCUGAGCAAAUGGCUACUUGGCCAUUUCGGUGCAGCAAAACUUCAAGUUCUUCUCCUAGGACCGUCAUCAGGUGAGCGUUACGCAUAUAUGCUCGGCAUGUUGAUGCUUGACUGCGGCAACGGAGAAUGGACCAGAUUGGGUUUGUGCCAAUGGGAAGUUUCGGACUUGCAAGUGAGCGACAUGGUCUCUUUGCAAUAUGAUUACUUGACUGGGGGGGGGUUUGGAUGGGAAACAAGCGCUGGCCUGUUUGGGCGUAUUGCUUGAGCUCCCCCAACAAAUGUUGGCUGAUUCAACAAAGAAAGAAUGCAUUUGCUCUCUACCAAGCGAG
Molecule: messenger RNA, 1768 nt
Organism: Trematosphaeria pertusa
Lineage: Eukaryota; Fungi; Ascomycota; Dothideomycetes; Pleosporales; Trematosphaeriaceae
Exons: 1
Coding region: 10-1704 (564 amino acids)
Source: RefSeq, a predicted model, not a curated record